Lactuca saligna is the source of this 552-nucleotide messenger RNA. The record is from the annotation of a GenBank genome assembly. Lineage: Eukaryota; Viridiplantae; Streptophyta; Magnoliopsida; Asterales; Asteraceae.
AUGGUCAAAUCUUACAACAAAGAACACCGGUGUCUCCAAACGCGGAAUGUUAAAGCUUGUACUUAUAAGUUUCUCGCCAAACAAAUUGCAAGUCAGGUGGAAUCUAACCCAACUAUUCCAAUUAGUACUUUACAAGAACAACUACAACGUGAUUACCAAGUGGGACUUUCCAAGAUGAAGGUGUUUAGGGCUAGAACUGAAGCUCUCAAUCAGGGAUUUGCUGCUGGAAGAAGAGACUUUCUUGGUCUCGAUGGUGCUUUUAUGAAGGGUCCAUACCCAGGACAAAUACUUUCAGCUGUGGGAAUUGAUGGUAACAAUGCAACAUAUCCAUUGGAUUAUGCUGUUGUGGAAUCUGAGAGUACCAACUCAUGGAGUUGGUUUCUAACUUGUCUAGGGGAUGAUUUAGGUUUAGGAACCAACUCAAAUUUUACAUUUAUGACAGACAGGAAAAAGGGAGUGUUACCUGCUAUAGCAAAGUUGUUUCCAUGCGCUGAGCAUCGUUAUUGUCUUCUUCAUAUCCAUGAAAACAUGAAAUCUUGUUGGAGGGGAUAG